AUGCGUAACAGAUUAAAUCAAACGGUGGCAAAUUAUUUCUAUGACGGAAUCUGGCACUUUUCGCAGGAUUUUAUUGAUGAGUUCCCUCACAUUGUUUGUGAUAUUUUGCUUCUGCCUAUCGGUGAUGAUGAGGAUGUCAGACUUUGGAAACCGUCGGUGCAUGGGGAUGUUACUUCUGCCCUUGCUUUUGCUGCUAAUUGUCACCGUUUCCCUUGUGUUUCUUGGGGUCGCUGGUUAUGGGAAAAUUACAUUCCUAGGCUGAAGACAUUUGUUAUGUUUUCUGGUCUUGCGAUAAAGUGCAACCGGUCUGGGCUGAAUUCCUGGUCUAUAAAGUGGAGCUCGCAAAUUAAUGUUUUCUGGAAACUUGGAGUUGUUUCGGUGAUAUGGGCGAUAUGGAAUGCGCGUAAUAAAAGCCAUUUUGAUGGAGUAUAUUUUCAGAGUCGUGCUAUCCUUAGCUUUAUCAAAUCGGCUUUCCUGGAGGUGGAAAAUUCUUUUGCCAAAAUUGGCUGUACUAACAACACCUGGGCGGACUACCUCAUCACUCGAAAUUUAGGUGUUAAAGUGAAGCAACGGCCGCCGUCGGAGUUCGCCUCGGUUUAUUGGUCACCGCCGGCGUUUGCUUGGAUCAAAGCAAACACGGAUGGUUCGGCGGUUGGGGCGCCUGGUCGUAUUUGUGCAGGGGGAGUUUUCAGAGAUUGGCGAGGUUUUGUAAGGGGUUGUUUCCAUGUGGAAGGAGGUACGGGGUAUGCGUUUGAGGCGGAGCUAUUAGGUAUUAUUACGGCUAUGCCCAUCAUUGUGGCUGGUUGA
Molecule: messenger RNA, 807 nt
Organism: Salvia miltiorrhiza (redroot sage)
Lineage: Eukaryota; Viridiplantae; Streptophyta; Magnoliopsida; Lamiales; Lamiaceae
Exons: 3
Coding region: 1-807 (268 amino acids)
Source: RefSeq, a predicted model, not a curated record